UUGUGAAUGUGCAGCCUACUGCACUCCAUACCAGGAUAAACGAGGCUGCACUUAAAUUAUUGAAUAUCUUAAAUUGCACUAAACCUUCGCUACGUCGCAUUAUAUUUACACACGCGGACUGUUUACUCCACGGAGGUAAGACUGACUGACGCAAAAGCUCGCAAGAAGUCAACCCAUUGGCUUUUUUGACUAAGACAGUCUGAAAUCCAGCUGUUGGUUGAUGUUACGGAUAGCCUGCCUUCCGUGCUGAUAAGACAAACGCCGUUUUCUGAGGCACUGUCUGACAGGAGGAACAAGCGAAAAAUCAAGAGCUGUCACGUCCAAGCAAGCGCUAAAGGAGAUGGGACUGGGGCCUCGGCCCUCUGGAGACAGAUUCAGAACGUCGCCCCCUGCAGGCCAGGCAGGCUCGCUGUGAGGCCCCCGUCCUCCCAUCCAUGAUUUCUUCAUAGCCCUGUACAGACUGGUGCAGUCAUGUUCAGGAACAGCUUAAAAAUGCUGCUUAGCGGCGGCAAGUCCAACCGCAAGAACCGGAAUAGUGGCGGCGGAUCGACAGACAGUGAGGGUGUGUGUGACGGGGACUACGGCGUGCCCCCACUGCCGGUGACAGAAAGCAUGCAGCACAUGCGCAUCAUGGAGGGCGUGUCGCGAUCGCUGCCCUCGUCUCCUCUCCUCUCACACCAGGCCCUCAGCUCACGCCUGCACACUACCAAACGCCUGCCCGGUGAGGGUCAACAUCCGGAGCUUGGCCCCCCUCCCUCGGUGGACGAGGCCGCUAACACCCUGAUGACACGCCUCGGCUUCCUGCUGGGAGACAAAGUCAACGAGGGGCCCCCAGGGCCACAGUACAGUAUGGAGGAGCCAGACGACAGCCAGGGUAUGCUGGUGACCCAAAGGAUCAGUCCGUGCUCCAGUCUGGCCAGCAGCACAGCGUCGCCACCUGCUGGUAGCCCAUGCUCCACGCUGCCCCCCGGGCCCCCAGUGCACCCUGGGAACAGAGACUGCAGUGCCUACGGCUCCAUCACCAGCCCCACCUCCACCCUGGAGAGCAGGGACAGCGGCAUCAUCGCCACUCUAACAAGCUACUCGGAGAACGCCGAGCGGGGCGGUAAGCACGGCGACGGCGGCCGCGGCAGCCUGAAGCUGUGGCAGACGCAGAAGUCGUCUGGCGCGGGCAUGGGCAUGGCCAUGGGCAUGGGCAUGGGCCUGGGCGGCGACUCGUUCCUCUACCGCGUGGACGAGAACAUGGCCGCCUCCACGUACAGCCUGAACAAGAUCCCCGAGCGCAGCCUGGACCACGCCUCCUCGCACUCCGCCCACUCCAUCCCCCUCUACCUCAUGCCCCGCCCCAACUCCGUGGCAGCGACGAGCUCGGCUCACCUGGAGGACCUGGCCUACCUGGACGAACAGAGACACGCCCCCUUACGCACCUCCCUCCGGAUGCCCCGCCAAAGCGCCGGGGCCGCACGCGCCGCUCAGGACCUCAGAGUGCGCUUUGCCCCGUACCGGCCACCGGACAUCGCCCUGAAGCCGCUGCUCUUUGAGGUGCCCAGUCUCUCCACCGACACCACCUUCACGGGCCGCCAUUGGCUCUUCCAGGAGGUCGAGGCCGGUCUCCGUGCCAACAACCCCACGGCCAACCGCGGCGUGGUGAUUAUGGGCAAUGUGGGCUUCGGCAAAACCGCCAUCAUUUCCCGCCUGGUGGCACUCAGUUGCCACGGCAACCGCAUGCGGCAGAUUGCGUCAGACAGUCCACAUGCCUCACCAAAGCAUGGAGAUGGCUUGUCUCUCAGUCAGCCCCAGUCGGCUCAUGGUACUUUAGUGGGGGGCAGCUGUCCUGGAACUCCUGAGAUGAGACGACGUCAAGAGGAAGCGCUCAGAAGACUAGCUUCACAGGUGGUGGCGUAUCACUACUGCCAGGCGGAUAACGCCUACACGUGCCUGGUGCCGGAGUUUGUGCACAACGUGGCCGCGCUGCUGUGCCGCGCGCCGCAGCUCCUGUGCUACCGCGAGCAGCUGCUCCGCGAGCCGCACCUACAGAGCACGCUCAGUCUGCGCUCCUGCGUCCAGGACCCGCUCAACGCCUUCAGGAGAGGAGUGCUCGAGCCACUGGAGGUGCUGCACAGAGAGAGGAAGAUCGCGUGCGAGGACGACCUGGUCAUUCUGAUCGACGGCCUGAACGAGGCAGAGUUCCACAAGCCUGAUUACGGCGACACCAUCGUGUCCUUUCUGUGCAAGACCAUCGACCGCUUUCCCCCUUGGCUCAAACUGGUGGUCACGGUCAGGACGUCUCUGCAGGACGUGACCCACCCUCUGCCGUUCCACCGCAUCUCGCUGGACACGCUGGACGAGAACGACGCCAUCGACCAGGACCUGCAGAGCUACAUCCUGCACCGUAUCCACAGCAGCCCCGAGAUCCAGAGCAACAUCUCGCUCAACGGCAAGAUGGACAACGCCGCCUUCUCCAAACUCAGUGCCCACCUCAAGGCCCUCAGCCGCGGCUCCUACCUCUACCUGAAGCUCACACUCGACCUCAUCGAGAAGGGCUACCUGGUGCUCAAGAGCUCCAGCUACAAGGUGGUCCCGGUCAGCCUGGCGGAGGUGUACCUGCUGCUGCUGAACAUGCGCUUCCCCACGCAGUCGUCGUUUGAGCGGGCGCUGCCGCUGCUGAACGUGGCGGUGGCCUCACUGCACCCGCUGACGGACGAGCAGGCGUACGGCGCGGUGAACUCGGGCGCGGUGCGCGGCGCCGUCAUGGAGUGGGAGGACUUCCUGCAGCGCGCCGAGCUCCUGUCGCCCUUCUUGGUGCGGAGGCGGGACGGCACACGCAUGUUCGUCCACCCCUCUUUCAGGGAGUGGCUCAUCUGGAGGGAGGAGGGCGAGAAGACUAAAUUCCUCUGUGACCCCAGGAGUGGACACACUCUCCUGGCCUUCUGGUUCUCCCGUCAGGAGGGCAAACUCAACCGCCAGCAGACCAUUGAGCUGGGCCACCACAUCCUCAAAGCACACAUCUUUAAGGGCCUGAGUAAGAAGGUUGGGGUCUCCUCGUCCGUUCUGCAGGGGCUGUGGGUUUCUUACAGCACAGAGGGGCUGUCCACUGCCUUGGCCUCCCUUAGGAACCUCUAUACACCCAAUAUUAAGGUAUCUCGUCUGCUGAUCCUGGGAGGUGCCAACGUGAACUACCGCACGGAGGUGCUGAGCAACGCGCCCAUCCUGUGCGUGCACGCCCACCUGGGCUACGCCGAGACGGCGGGACUACUGCUGGAGUUCGGCGCCAGCGUGGACACCACGUCCGAGAGCGGCAUCAGCGCCCUGAGCUACGCCGCCGCCGCCGGACACCUGACCAUCGUCACCAUGCUCUGCGCCAAGAAAGCCAAGGUGGAUCACCUGGAUAAGAGUGGUCAGUGUGCUCUGGUGCACGCCGCCCUGCGGGGUCACCUGGAGGUGGUGAAGUUCCUGGUGCAGUGUGACUGGAACCCAGACGGCCAGCAGGGGGCGUUCAGCAAGAGCCACGCAGUUCAGCAAGCCCUCAUCGCAGCUGCAAGCAUGGGAUAUACAGAGAUUGCAUCUUACCUAUUGGACCUACCAGAGAAAGAUGAGGAAGAAGAGGAGCGAGCACAGAUCAACAGCUUUGACACUCUCUGGGGAGAGACAGCUCUGACAGCGGCAGCUGGUCGGGGGAAGCUGGAUGUGUGCCGUCUGCUGCUGGAACAGGGUGCCGCUGUGGCACAACCAAACCGGCGUGGCAUCGUGCCCCUCUUCAGCGCCGUGCGCCAAGGACACUGGCAGAUAGUUGAUCUGCUAUUGAACCAUGGCGCCGAUGUCAACAUGGCCGACAAGCAGGGCCGCACUCCUCUCAUGAUGGCCGCCUGUGAGGGACACCUGGGCACAGCCGAGUACCUGCUAGCACAGGGUGCAUCCCUGGCGCUGAUGGACAAGGAGGGGCUGACGGCUCUGAGCUGGGCGUGUCUGAAAGGCCACCUCCCAUUGGUCCGUGCCCUGGUGGAAAAGGGUGCGGCCACCGCCCAUGCGGAUAAGAGCGGCCGAACCCCACUGGACCUGGCCGCCUUCUAUGGAGACUCAGAGGUGGUGCAGUUCCUGGUGGAUCACGGUGCGAUGAUUGAGCACGUGGACCACAGCGGCAUGAGGCCUCUGGACCGGGCCGUGGGCUGCAGGAACACGUCAGUGGUGGUGGCCCUACUGAAGAAGGGUGCCAAGAUAGGUCCAGCGACGUGGGCAAUGGCCACCUCAAAGCCGGACAUCAUGAUCGUGCUUCUCAGCAAACUGAUGGAGGAAGGAGAUGGUUUCUAUAAGAAAGGGAAGGUGAAGGAGGCUGCCCAACGGUACCAGUAUGCCCUAAAGAAGUUUCCUCGUGAGGGCUUCAGCGAGGACCUGAAGACCUUCCGUGAGCUCAAAGUCUGCCUGCUACUCAACCUGUCCCGCUGUCGCAGGAAAAUGAACGACUUUGGGAUGGCUGAGGAGUUUGCCACCAAGGCUCUAGAGUUGAAACCCAAAUCGUACGAGGCCUUUUACGCCCGAGCCCGUGCCAAGCGCAGCAGCAGGCAGUUCCACGCAGCCCUGGAGGACCUGAAUGAAGCCAUGCGCCUGUGCCCCAACAACCGUGAGAUCCAGCGCCUGCUGCAGCGCGUGGAGGAGGAGUGUCGUCAGGUGGCCCAGCAGCAGGAGCUGGACCAGCCCCCUUCCCCACCCCCCGACCAGGAGCCGCCCGUCCUGCCCCCAGCGCCCCUGGAGCCCCGCCUCUCUGACAUGGAGCCCGUGCAGGACCUGUUCGAGGAGGACGAGGACUACCUGGAGCGAGACAUGGAGGCCCUGCCGCCACUAGGGGGCGGCGGAGUGGUGAUGGCCCCGGGCCCCUGCUGCAGCCCUGCCACGCUCCCCGUCAUCCAGAACAUGCCGCCGUCGCCGGGCCACCGCGACUCGCCCUACCUGUCGUCCGGCGGCGGCCAGGCCUACGAGAUGCGGCCCAGUCCGCCCUCCGUGCCGUCGCCCACGCGCCAGGGCUACCAGGUGUCCACCUCGCCCUCCUCGCUCUCGCCCACCCACCAGAGCGCAGGCCACUUCCGGCCGAGCCCGCCGCACACCUCCCCAGCUCACCAGAUCUCCCCGCAGCAGCUGCCGCCGGGCGGCUCCUACCACUUCAGCCCGCCGCCCUCACCCCUGCGCCGGGGCCCGCAGUACCGCGCCGGCCCGGCCUCCGACCCUGUGGGCCUCUACCGCCCGCAGUCGGCCUCGGCCGCCUCUGCCCGCUACCACCAGGAGGUGCCGCUUCAGCUGCCCCAGUCCCACCAUCACCACCCGCAACACCACCACCACCCCCACCACCACCACCCCCACGCCGGCCGGCCCAAGUCGCCCCUGUCCAAGAUGUCGGCCCAGCGCUCCUUCCAGCUGCCCCAGCAGGUGCAGGUGGCGCCGCAGCAGGGCCAGUGGCUGCAGCCGGCCAAGGCGCAGAUCGUGCGCACCAACCAGCCCAGCGCCGCCGUGCACUCCAGUGCCGUGCUGGGCAGCAGCGCCUACAGCCAGAUGGCGCACUCCAUGAGCGCCCGCUGCCCCGGCGACGCGAUGGACGAGCUGACCGAGGGCGGCGGCUACGGCGGCUCGCUGCAGGUGCAGGGCAGCCUGAGCGCGGGCAUGUUGUACCAGCGCGCCAUCAGCAUGGACCCGGGGCUCAUGGAGGACGAGCCGCCUCCGCCGCCGCAGCAGCAGGCUCCACUGCAGCGGCCGUCAUCGGCCUACCAGCGGCCCGUGACCGGCGGGCUGCGCGCCUACGGCCAAACGCCGCAGAUCAGCCGCAGCCAGUCGGCGGCGUACUACUCGGCAGCGCAGCCGCCGCACGAGCUGGAGCGCCAGCAGGCCCCGCUGGGCUCGCCCGAGAACCCGCACGCACUCCGCAGACCGGUCAGCGCCACCGCCGCCGAGCCCAAGCAGCACGUGCCGACGCCGCGCCCGCUCAUCCACUCGCAGAGCGUGGGCCUGCGCUUCUCGCCGUCCGCCAGCAGCCUGGGCGGCGCCGGCUCGGCGGUCAACCUCGGCCCCGGCUUCAGGCCCUCGGCCCAGCAGAUGGAGAUCCCGCUCAAGCUGUCCUACGAGGGCGGCUUCUGCGACGAGCUGUCGCCCGUGGUCGCCCCGCCGCCAAGGCUAAGCUGGACAUGCGCGUGAUGGGGCGGCGCGUGCCCCGCAAGCCCUGCGGCUUCCUCGCCUCCGCCCUUCAUGGGAAUCAUCGACAAGACCGCGCGCACGCAGCAGUAUCUCCAGCAGCCGCCGCCACCUCAGCAGCCCUCCUCUUCCUCGUCCUCCUCCUCGCCGUCGUCGCGCGCCUGGGCCGUGUCGUCGCUGGACACGGUGGUCAGCAGCCCGGCCACGUCGCCCAGCAACACGGGCUACAGCCAUAUUGCCUACUACAACCGUACCAACAACGCCCACAACGGGCACCUGAUGGAGGAGGACUACUACUCUGUGCCCAUGGCGGCCGACGCCAUGGGCCGCGUCAGCCAGGCGCCCACCUACCCGGACGUGAAAGUGGCUCGGACGCUGCCCGUGGCGCAGGCCUACCAGGACGGCGGCGACUACCGGCAGAUGGGCCGCGCUGACCGCCAGGGCCCCACCUCCCCCAUCAAGCCAAAGAGACCGUUCGUGGAGUCAAACGUGUAGGGCAGCAAGGCGGCUCCAACACACGCACACACACACACACACACACACACUCCCAUAUUCACACACAGUGUGUAUGUUCACAGACCGUCUCACCAAUGAGCUUUCAGCCUGGUGAUGCUAACCAUCCCAUCAUUUACAAACAGACUGGCACAGAACAUUACCAAGCCACAUCUCUCAUGUUAAUGUAUUAAUGCUGAAUACUCCAAACUGGGCAAAGGUGGGCUUUGCUCUUCAUUUGAAAACAGUCUCUGGUGCACAGUUCUAAGCUGGGGGGUCAAUUGAAAGGAAAAACAGAGCUUGGAUAGAUGUCUGGAUUUUAAUACUUACUGUUUAUAGUGUGGCCUUACAGAAAUAUUAAUAUACUACAGUAUAAACAGCAACAAGUCUUAAAAUAAUACAUCCAAGUGCUGUUUUUUCCUCAAGGUGUCAAUGCUGAUUAUUAACUCAAGGCUUUGUACAGAAAGACAGCUGUUUCAGAGGUCCAGUGGAGUUCCACCGUCUAGAACGGGCCAGUGGUGAGGUUUGUGGUCCCAGAACCCAGGAGCGCUCAAGUGCUUCAGAACGUAAAACCACCUCACGUAAGAUCGAUCAGGCAGUAUGUCGGUUCUAACGCUCGACCUGAAGACUUCCGGUAUUCACACCAGGAGAAGAAAGCUGGCCAGUAAUGCCUUCCCGUCGCGGUGCACUAGUGGGGGGUCGAUGCAUCGCAGCCUUGGGCUCUCAUCUGAAACUUUCCCAGCCUUGCAUAAUUACACUCGGGGCAACUCGCACUGCUUUGCUCCUUCUGUAAAAGUGACUUUGAAAAAUCUGACACCAGGUAAAUCUGUACAUAGCAAAAGCGAAAAAGUAAUAUUUAUCAUUUUAAGUUAUGUUUGUAAAAUAAUUAUAUAUAUAAAAAUAUAAAUAUAUAUACCUAAUUUUUGUUUUUUUCUCUACUUGAUUGUACAUUUAUUUACCUUCCCGUUUGUUUUUAAGUGCUGCCCAAAAAGGGUUGUCAUGCAGUUGGGUUAGGAAGGGAAAAGAGGAUUGGCUCAGUGUCUCGGCUGGCCCACUUCUGAGAAGCACGUGAGAAAUGGCCAAACAAUAGCGGGCUGUGCUGUACAAAUCAAACACAGGCGUGCUAAUCGGUGCCUCGGACCAUGUGACUUCCUUUAACGCUGGACAGGAAACUAAAGGGCAGCGCUGCCACUCCGUGAUUAGGGGUCAUUUGAUAACUAGUGAGAAAUUGAGAGAAAUGCAUGAAGUCUACCGUCCACUCAUGAGUAGGCUGAGAUUCAUCGGUGUGGACCAUGGAGACUCUAUCUUAAGAAUAGUGCAGCCAUGAAGGGGCACUCUGUCUGAGAGUGCGGGUGUUUGGACGUAUGCGCGCUUAUUGGCAGCUAGCGGUGGCUCAGCUUUGAGUCCGCUCUUAAAUAAUACCAUGUGUCCUUGCCCUCACGCUAAGCUUAAAGGAAGGCCUUGAGAUGAGCAUAUUUGAGUUUUUUUAUUUUAUUUCUUUUCAGCACCUUUGCUGCAAAGAUCAAAAUCAGACAUUGAGGAGAGGGUACAGGCAUUAGACAUAAUGGACACCUCCUCUCAGUCCAAACCCUCACUGGUUAAUGAAAAGGAUUUCAUGAGUGAAUUCAUAUUGGACCUUACCAGAUGGCUUGACAAACAUCACAACAGAAUCAAGUCCACUAACAGGAAAUAACAGGAAGUGUCUGUGAUGUCAGAGGUCAAAGCAGGAUGUAGUACGGGAAGUAUUUUCAGCCAAUGUUGUUUUUUAUAUGUAUAAAUAUAUAAGUUCUGUGUAAAUGACUGUACAUAAAGAUUCCACUAAAGAAUGCAUGCUCUCUGCUGAUUCACACACAUUCAAGCAAAGACAUUGUUUGGCGAGUGUUUGCAAUGGAGUGUGUGUGUGCGUGUAUGUGUGUGUUUGUGCGCAUACUUAUUUUUUCCAUUGUGGAGAGGAGAUGAGUCUUUAAAGAGUUGAUCUUUUAUCCUUUUUUGUACUUUGUUUUGUUUUUCAUCUUUCAGGGCUUGCUGAGGGCCAGGUUUCUGUAAAUUGUGUGUAAAUGUGAGUUGUAACCUUUUGCCAAGGAGGACCGUGACAAAGGAGAAUGCUUUGUUUUGAACCCCAUUAAGCGACUGUAAACUGUACAAUCGGCUGUAUGUAUGAGGAAAUAUUGUACUUAUUUAAAAAUGGCUACCACUUGGAAGAAAACAAGGUGAAAAACAAAGAUGGACUGUGAGACA
Molecule: messenger RNA, 8904 nt
Organism: Alosa alosa (allis shad)
Lineage: Eukaryota; Metazoa; Chordata; Actinopteri; Clupeiformes; Clupeidae
Gene: tanc2a
Product: tetratricopeptide repeat, ankyrin repeat and coiled-coil containing 2a
Biological process (GO): regulation of dendritic spine morphogenesis
Cellular component (GO): dendritic spine
Molecular function (GO): protein binding
Source: RefSeq, a predicted model, not a curated record